Capra hircus (goat) is the source of this 636-nucleotide messenger RNA. It is a transcript of the gene AICDA, whose product is annotated as activation induced cytidine deaminase. Lineage: Eukaryota; Metazoa; Chordata; Mammalia; Artiodactyla; Bovidae. Gene Ontology annotation, biological process: cytidine to uridine editing; negative regulation of single stranded viral RNA replication via double stranded DNA intermediate; DNA cytosine deamination. Gene Ontology annotation, cellular component: P-body; cytoplasm; nucleus. The transcript is spliced from 4 exons. Gene Ontology annotation, molecular function: zinc ion binding; cytidine deaminase activity; RNA binding. The coding region runs from base 6 to 590 and encodes 194 amino acids. The record is from RefSeq and is a predicted model, not a curated record.
UCUUGAUGAAGCAGAGACAGUUUAUUUACCAGUUCAAAAACGUGCGCUGGGCUAAGGGCCGCCAUGAGACCUACUUGUGCUACGUGGUGAAGCGGCGGGACAGUCCCACCUCCUUCUCACUGGACUUCGGGCACAUUCGAAACAAGGCCGGAUGCCACGUGGAGUUGCUCUUCCUCCGCUACAUCUCUGACUGGGAUCUGGACCCUGGGCGGUGCUACCGCGUCACCUGGUUCACGUCUUGGAGCCCCUGCUACGACUGUGCGCGGCACGUGGCCGACUUCCUGCGGGGGUACCCCAACCUGAGCCUGCGGAUCUUCACGGCGCGCCUCUACUUCUGCGACAAGGAGCGCAAGAACGAGCCAGAGGGGCUGCGGCAGCUGCACCGCGCUGGAGUCCAGAUCGCCAUCAUGACUUUCAAAGAUUAUUUUUAUUGCUGGAAUACUUUUGUGGAAAAUCGUGAAAGAACUUUCAAAGCCUGGGAGGGACUGCAUGAAAAUUCGGUUCGUCUGUCUAGACAGCUUCGACGCAUCCUUUUGCCACUCUAUGAGGUUGAUGACUUGCGGGAUGCAUUUCGUACUUUGGGACUUUGAUACCAACCUUCAAGAAUGUCACAUACAAAGAAGUAUCUGUGAAGAU